AUGGGCUUAGCAGAUGCCUUCCCUUUUGUGCAGAUGGGGAUGUCUCCUCUCCUCCAAACCCAGCUGGGUCACUAUGUGAAAGGGAAAAGCAGCCUUCGUGAGGCUGGCGCCAGCAUUAUUCGAGUGUCAAAAGAAGCCCGGAAGAGGUUCUUGGGCCCACUCCACCCAUCUUUCAACUUGGUGAAGAUCAUUCGGACCUGCCUGUCCAAGACUGUGCCAGACAAUGGGCAUGAGGUUGCAGCGGGACGUUUGGGUAUUUCCCUGACGCGGGUCUCUGAUGGAGAAAACGUGAUACUGUCAGACUUCAAUUCCAAGGAGGAACUGAUCCAGGCCUGUGUCUGCAGCACCUUUAUCCCUGUCUACUGUGGGCUGAUACCUCCAACCUUGCGUGGAGUGAGGUACGUUGAUGGAGGGAUUUCUGACAACCUGCCACGAUAUGAGCUGAAGAACACAAUCACAGUGUCUCCAUUCUCGGGAGAGAGUGAUAUCUGUCCACGGGACAGUUCCACAAACAUGCAUGAGCUGAGAGUCACCAACACUAGCAUCCAGUUCAACCUUCGCAACCUCUACCGCCUCUCAAAGGCCCUGUUUCCUCCGGAGCCACAGGUACUGCGGGAUAUGUGCAAGCAGGGCUAUCGGGAUGCACUGCACUUCCUGAAGAAGAAUGGUCUCCUUCAUCGUCCAAGUCCUGCCCGUCCCCUCCUUGCCAUAGAAGCCCCCCCAGAAGAGAAAAAAGAGGAAGAAACAGAAGCUGAGGACCAACUAGAGGACAAUACUGCCCUUGCUGUUGUUGAAGAGCACAUCUUCGAACACUUGCCUCCCAGACUGAACCAAGCUCUUCUGGAGGCUUGUGCUGAAAGAAGAAGUUUCUUGACUGGUAUCACCAACAUGCUGCCUAUACGUGUGGCCACGGCAAUGAUGGUCCCGUAUAUGCUGCCUCUGGAGUCUGCGGUUUCCUUCACUGUCAGGUUGCUGGAAUGGCUCCCAGAUAUCCCUGAGGAUAUUAGAUGGAUGAGGGAGCAGAUGACUGAAAUCUGCAGCUAUCUUGUGAAGAAAGCCAAGAAGAAACUGGGCAGCCAUCUUUCAGCCAGGCUUUACUAUCACCUUGAGCUUGGAGGGCCCCAGAGCCUGCCAAUUUCUUCUGCACCGGCUUGUGGUGAAGCACUGCCUAUGUGGAUGAGAAGCAACCGUUCCCUGUCUGAUGUCAUGAUGAAGUGGGAGGAGUACCAGCGCCAGCUCAUGCUGGGCUUGCUUUGCAUCAAUGUGGACAUGCAGGCCUCCCUCUUCCCUCGGGAAGGGUUUCAGAUAAAGCUUCCACCUCUAGACUGUGCGAAAGAGUGCCUGCCACUCUUCUGAGCCUGCUGCUGUGAGAGGAUGAGGGUGGGUGGGAAGGGGAGCGGAUGUAGGGUGGGACUGGUCUCAUCCCUCAGGAGCAGGGCUGCCCUGUGCUCGUGAAUAUGCUGCAAAGGGGAUUUCCCCGGGAUGGAGACUGGUGGAAUUGACUGUAGCCAUUUGUUGCCCACUGGGUCAGGCAAGGGAUCUCUGUGUUCAAAGGCACACGUGGGCUGAUACCUUGCUCUGGACUUGUGUUGAGGCCUGGCCAUUGCCUGUGGCCAGGCUGAUGCUGACCCAGCUGUGCUCUCCCAAAUAAUGCACUUUGAAUUGCCAUUGGCUUUUUGCUGCCAAAUAAUCAGGACAUAGAUGAUGCUCUCAAGUUCAUACAGCUUUUAGCUUCCUUUGAUUUUUAGAGCAUAAGUCUUCUUUUUUCUUAAAUCAUCUGACAUCCCCUAGCUCUUUGUGCUACUGAAAGAUGAAGUAGCUUCUUGCUAAACCAAUUUUUCUCAUGGCUUUCAAAUCUUGUCUUGACUUUCUUGUUUGCUGAAGCCAUGUUCUUUCCUCUGUCCCUUAACUGCAUCCCCACUGGAAGUCAGAGCUGGCACGGCUGCAGACUCACUGGGACUGCAGAAAUGUGAAAAAGUUAUGUAUUUACCCUGAUUCAUGUUGUCAUGGUCUCUCCCUUUUUUAUUUUUGUCCUCAUGGAACUUCUGCAGCUUGAACUCUGAGUGUUAAGUAAGUCAUUGAGCUUAUUUUAAAGAAGUAAUUUGGACAGAUUUUUUUUUUCCAGGGAAACAUGUUGAAUUUGAGGCCCCAUUCCUGUCACUGUGAAUGGAAUUAGUGUGGGGUUGCUCUGGAAAAGCUCAGCCUGACUGUCUCUGGAUCAGCUUAGCAGCUGAAGCAAUGUGAAGUGCUUGUAGGAAGGUGAGAUUGUGCAGGGGAUGUUGUUUUUGAGAGGCUUGUGGUGGAGUGUCACAGCAAGUGCUGGGGAAGUGGCUGCCUCUGACCAGGGGUCGGGCUUUGCCCCUUAAGGGACCAUGCAACUGAAGGAAAUUCCAAGUGGGUGAUACAGAAGGGAUCUCCUGCCAAACUGGGACUUGGCUCUAUCUUUUGCUUGAAGAGUUUGGACAUUGAGGCUUUGGAGUGAGAAGGAUGUAGGCUUGUAGCUAUACCAGCCUCACAGCUUGCCUCUCUCAUGUUGUGGCUCACAGGUACAGCUCUGCAGCUGGCAGUAGCAGAAGGGUAAGUGGAAGUGAAGUUAGGAGUGUUGGUGCACAUGCAGCCUGCUUGGAACUUGUUACGUUUGUCUUGUCCCUUAAAAGACCAGAGCUAGUGGGUCUUGUAGCAGGGCAGGACUCUGCCUUGUAAGGUACUGCCUUCUCAGUGGUGGUCCGGUUGUGACUUGCUGUGCAGAAGCAUGAACUCUCUGUUCUUCACAGGAUAAGACAUGGCUUCCUGUGGGGAUUGCAUGUACUUAAGCUUAAGUCCUUGCACUAUGACAUAAAACCAGCUCCUGGUAUCUUUUUCUGCAGCGUGCCUAGCUGCUUGAGGUGUCUUCUACCUCUCCUAGCACAAACAGUAUGCAACUGGCCAAAGCAAACAUACGCUGUCUUUGCUGGGAAGCAAGACGGUAUCUGAAGCUGAUUACAUAGCCUAUAGGUGGUAUAGUGAUUUAUAAUAGUCUCUUUUGCACCUGUGAUUUAGAAAGGGAAAAUAACCCCAGAAGUUCUACUAAUAGCUGGAGAAAGUAGUGAAUCUGCUCGAUCGUAUCUGCACAAGCAGUGUGGGUGAGGUGGUGGGUGCUGUUUCUUACCAGCACAAUUGUGCACUGGGCAUGGGGUUUGAGUGUUUGUGGUGGAGACUGUGAUAAGCAUCAGGACUUUUCUGCAGUGGCCAUUGCAAGCUGUGAGGCAAUAGAUUGGGCAGCUGUGGUGCUAACCAACUGUCCAGGAGAUGCCAGUGCAAAUAUGAACUUGUGACUUAGAGUAUCACCCCGCUGCCCUUCCUGGAUGUAACCUACCUAUGUAACACAAGGGCCUGCAUAGCUUAUGAAGCAGGCCUGCACUUAUGCAGUCAGAUUUAGUCUUAAGGUUCACAUAGUUAACGCAAUUAGAGAACAGGGAAGUUGCUAUGGGAAGAGAAAACCGGAGGAUUCUGAAACCACAAUUGGAAUAUUGGAUUAUAAAACAGGUCAAUCUUGUGAUUGUCUAAAGCCUGUGGAAAAAGCUUACUGCUAGAUGGAUAUAACUCUAAUCAAAGUGAACCAGCAACAAGCUACUGUCAGUUAGUGGGAGCAGAAUGAGUUUGAUGAAAAUUGGAAUUGAGAAAAGGUGUUUAUUUCAUGGUUUGCUGUGGGAUUUCUUUUCUUCCACUGCUUUGGGCUGCCUUCUUUAGGGGAAUGGCACAUGCACAGUUGCUUAGUUUGCGAGAUGAUAUCUCUUGUCCCUAAUGCACACAUAGCAAUUGGCGAGAACAUAUAGAUAUUUAGUGGCAAGAAAUGAGAGCAUUUUGUCCAGAAGCAAAACAUCUGUGAGGGGAAAAGCUGGAUGAGGAAAAUUUUGUGCUUAGAAGCUGCUGCCCUUUUGACUCUGCCUUGUUUGUGUUAAUACACAGGUGGAGAAAAUGAUGCAACUAUUUUUUUAUUUUUUUUAUCCCUUCUUCCUGGACUGGUAAAACCACUGAGUGAUUAUGUAAACCACUAAACUAUGAAACAAAAUUCUCUUGGCAACAGAGUGCACUAAGAAAUUGCAGCUUGGCACCCUUAUUCCCUGGAUCUCCUCUGUUCUCCUCUUGCAUCAAAACCAACUGGGCUGGUGCCAUUGUCUUCCAGUGCUCUGAUCCAGAAGGCUUGCUGGUUCUGGUCCAUGCGUUUCAACAGACAAACCGCUGUGCCUGGUAAAAGGCCUGAGUUUCAUUCUGUGUUUCACCUCAUCUUUGUUUAUUUUAUUAUAUUAACCUCUCAAAGAGAAGCUUUUGUACACUUCAAACUGUAACCACAAACCAAAGCCUGGCUUUAAAUAUAAAGGUCUAACUCU
This is a messenger RNA of Pygoscelis adeliae (Adelie penguin), 4370 nucleotides long. It is a transcript of the gene PNPLA2, whose product is annotated as patatin-like phospholipase domain containing 2. Bases 1 to 1356 code for a protein of 451 amino acids. The record is from RefSeq and is a predicted model, not a curated record. The transcript is spliced from 9 exons. NCBI's taxonomy places the organism in Eukaryota, Metazoa, Chordata, Aves, Sphenisciformes, Spheniscidae. Gene Ontology annotation, biological process: lipid homeostasis; triglyceride catabolic process. Gene Ontology annotation, molecular function: triacylglycerol lipase activity. Gene Ontology annotation, cellular component: lipid droplet; membrane; cytoplasm.